Nicotiana tabacum (common tobacco) is the source of this 1518-nucleotide messenger RNA. Lineage: Eukaryota; Viridiplantae; Streptophyta; Magnoliopsida; Solanales; Solanaceae. The record is from RefSeq and is a predicted model, not a curated record.
AUGCCAGGUAUUUGUUCUAUACGUUCAUUUUGCUCCUUCAACUGUUUCUGCAAAGUUAAUACUAAACUUUGUAAAUUGGAAUUAUUUGGUGUAUCUGACCCUCCAUCACGAGAUUCAUUGGGCAUCUCUCCACUUCCAAAGUUAUCGAGUCCUGAACGCGGAUUUUCCGAGGUGAUAUUAAUUGGUGGUGGAGUUUGUGCUGCAUUGGGUAAUCCUCUAGCAAAAGCCUGCAGUGCUUCGUUCACGUGUUGUGCAAUCAACUGCUUCAAAGCAUCUUGCUCAACGGGUACUCACGUCUCCAUAACAUUAUGUGCUUCGCCGAGUCUCAACAAAACAAUUCCUAAACAGACCCAAAUUCUCUCUUCCCAUCCCUUAUUUUGCUGCUUAAUAUUCUUUGAUUCACAAGUUCAAAUCUUUCUUCUGUUAAAGAACAGUGAAGGAGGUCGCACUGCGAUUCUACAUCUGCUUAUUUCACCAAUUUUUGUAGGAAUCGAUGAACUAAUGGACUCUAAAGGAGGGAAGAAGAAGUCUAGUAGUAGUUCCUUAUGUUACGAAGCUCCCCUUGGUUACACUAUUGAGGACGUUCGACCAAACGGAGGAAUCAAGAAAUUCAGAUCCGCUGCUUACUCCAACUGCACUCGCAAGCCAUCCUGAGAUUUCCCGUGAUCUAGAAUAAACCACCAAAGGUGGUUCAAGUAGACAGUAGUUUAAUUUUAGAAUUCUGUUCUUCUCAACUCUUUUUCUUCAUGCCUCAUCCUCGUGAUAAUCUCUUCCAAAAAGUAGUCCUUCCCAAGCACUCUCUUUCAAGCAAGAUGGCCGUGCCAGUUUCUGCCAUCGGAUUCGAAGGAUACGAAAAGCGUCUUGAGAUUACCUUUUUCGAGUUAGGAAUGUCUGAUGGCCCGGGAUGUGGCCUACGGUCUCUCUCUAAAGACCAAUUGGAUGAAAUUCUGACACCGGCUGCUUGUACCAUAGUGUCUUCAUUGGCAAAUGAUGAAGUCGACUCUUAUGUCCUUUCAGAGUCUAGCCUCUUUGUCUACUCAUACAAGAUCAUCAUCAAAACUUGUGGCACUACAAAACUGCUGCUGUCGAUCCCUCCCAUUCUUAAGUUAGCCGAUGCACUUAACCUGAAAGUGAAGUCAGUGAGGUACACUCGUGGUAGUUUUAUCUUCCCUGGGGCUCAGCCAUAUCCACAUCGUCACUUCUCUGAAGAAGUAGCCGUGCUUGACAGCUAUUUCGGUAAGCUUGGUGCAGGCAGCAGUGCAUAUGUGAUGGGUAAUGCUGAUAAACAACAGAACUGGCAUGUCUAUUCUGCUUCAGCUGAAUCUGCCAAUGCCAAUAACCCGAAUCCAGUUUAUACACUGGAGAUGUGCAUGACUAAUCUGGACAAGAAGAAGGCAUCCGUAUUUUUCAAGACUCACUCAAGCACUGCUGCUGAGAUGACUGAAGUUUCAGGCAUUCGGAAGAUUCUUCCAGAAUCAAACAUAUGCGACUUUGACUUUGACCCUUGCGGUUACUCAA